AUGUCAGGGGCUCAGACAGCAGUGAAGCCAAAGGAUGUACAUGACAGCCAGGCAGUUGGAUCAUCAUUGCCGGCCCGGUAUCUCCAUCAGGAUUCCCUUUCUAAUGACUUUCUUCCGUCCUCCGCAGUUCGCGCUCUUGGCGGCGACCUCUCGUUCCUCACGGAGCCGGCCGACGCGGUGGCCAUAUGGGAUCAGCCGCUGACCCUUCACUGCCUGGCGGAAGGGGAACCGCCGAUCAACAUCACCUGGUACAAGGGCGGCGAGCCCCUCCCCCGCGACGCCCACAUCCAGCAGCUCCGCAACGGGUCUCUCUGGAUCCGCCACUUCCAGAAGAGGAGGCAGGCCGCGGCGAAUGACGGAGAGUACAGCUGUGCCGCCCAGAACCGCUACGGGAGGCUGCUGAGCCGCAAGGCCAAAGUCCGGAUGGCGUUUCUGUCUCACUUCCACCUGAACCCCCAGCCGAUGGCCGUAGCAGUGGGCGGAGUGGCGCGUUUCCAAUGCCUGACCACAUCUAUCCCAAAAGCCACCAUAACCUGGGAGAGAAACCGCACGGUCCUGAUAACCUCCGACCCCAGGUACACCGUCCUCCCCGAUGGCAUCUUGCAGAUCUCCGGUGUCACACACGACGACAUUGGCACUUACAGAUGUCUGGCUACAAACCCGGCCAACAGCCGGCACAGCAAGGAGGCGUGGUUGACUCUUACAGGGUCCACUAAUCCCAGUCACCAAGAACCGGUCAUUCUCUCCGGCCCGCAGAACCUAACUCUAACUGUCCACCAGACCGCCAUCUUGGAAUGCAUCGCCACAGGCAACCCGCGUCCUAUCGUGUCCUGGAGCCGACUGGAUGGGCGCUCCAUCGGAGUGGAAGGGAUCCAGGUUCUGGGGAAUGGAAACCUGAUGAUAUCAGAUGUGUCUGUGAAGCAUUCUGGUGUCUACGUCUGCGCUGCCAACCGGCCGGGUACGAGAGUCCGGCGUACAGCUCAAGGGAUGUUACUGGUCCAAGCGCCGCCAGAGUUUGUGCAAUGGCCGCAGUCGGUGAGCCACUCCCCCGGUGACAACACCACUUUCUCUUGCUUGGCACGAGGGUCUCCUGAGCCCACCCUCGUGUGGCUGAAGAACGGCAAACACUUAACCCACCAAAGGAACACCAGGCUGAGCGCUGACAACCGCACUCUGACCCUCCUCAGGGUCACCUCUGCAGAUGAGGCCCUCUACCAGUGCAUCGCCGAGAACAGUGCCGGAACGAGCCAAGCAAGUGCCCGGCUGGCAGUCACUCUGCCGCAGGAUGCUCCGAAUGUCCCGGAAAAGGUGAAUGCUGUCCCUGUUUCGGCCACCUCUAUCGAGGCUACGUGGACCGCACCUCCACCUGAGACGAUUGAUGGGAUAAUCGGAUACGUACUCCACAUCUGCAAAGAUGGAGAUCCCAGCACUCAGGAGAUGCAGGAAGCACUUAGCAAGACGACCUUCAAGCACACGGUCAACAAUUUAGAACCUUCCACCAAUUACAUUCUUUUUCUACGGGCAUAUUCCCCCCUGGGGGCCAGCCGGGACUCCAGGCCUAUCAUGGUCACGACGCUGGGAAGAGUUCCUAAGACUCCGGACUUCUCGGUCACUGUUGUUAAUGAAAGCGCCGUACGGGUCAGCUGGGAUGGAGGCGCUGCUGGGACCGCCGUUCAGGGUUACAGACUGGAGUAUCGCAGGAUACCGUCUUCGCAGGAUACCGCAAACUUCCAGGGGACUCGGACUCUGGCGGGAAACCAAACUUCCUUCAUCUUCCACGGCCUUGGACAUGAGGGAGAUCUCUUGAAAACGAAGGAGAUCUGCUCCUGGAUUUCCCAAGAACUCAUAACUAUAGAAGUGGCAACUGUCCCUGGGCUCAUGAUGUCUGUUGCUCAACCAUGA
Messenger RNA from Nanorana parkeri, 1902 nucleotides. Its product is annotated as immunoglobulin superfamily DCC subclass member 3-like. The transcript has 10 exons. Bases 1 to 1902 code for a protein of 633 amino acids. The record is from RefSeq and is a predicted model, not a curated record. Gene Ontology annotation, molecular function: protein binding. Gene Ontology annotation, cellular component: plasma membrane; axon. NCBI's taxonomy places the organism in Eukaryota, Metazoa, Chordata, Amphibia, Anura, Dicroglossidae. Gene Ontology annotation, biological process: cell-cell adhesion; axon guidance.